UUUUAUUCAGGGAGAGAUUGGAUUCUAGCACAGCCUCCAGUCAGCUGCGGUUCUUGAGAUAAAAAAAAAAAAAACACCCACAUCAUGUGUGGAAAGUUGAGUGUAUGUAUACAACAUGAAAAAAUAAAUUUAGUUGUAUUUCAACCGGCAACGAUAGCUAUUCAACAAUGUCACGUAAUAAAAUAAUAUUAAAAUAUUUCAUAUUAUCAAUUAAUAUUAAAUAUAUAUUUUCUACACAAAUAAAAAAUCAUAUAAACAAUACAGCUAUAAAUAAUAUUGAUGAACAAAAUAGCAAUGUGAUGUUGGAAGAUAAAAAAAUUGAUCGUGAUUUUUCAUAUUACGAUGACAUGAUAUUGUCAGAUAUUUAUACGCAGUCAGUUGAUGCAUAUUUAGAUGAUAAUUGGCAAAAAUGUAUUGAUGGAUUUGAACAAGUUAUUAAAAGAUAUAAAAAAUAUAGAAAUGCUGUUAUUCAAUGUCGUAAAAAAUGCAAAAAAAAUGUUGAUAAAUUUACACCAAUAUUUAUUGAUAACAUUGAUGAUUUUCAUUUUUAUGAAAAAAAAGUACGUGAGACAUUGUGUUUAUUAAAAUGUAAUCAAGAUUAUAGAGAUAUUGCUGGUUUAAAUUCAUUAAAACGUUUACCAUAUGAAAUUGAAAAAAAAAUUAUGGAAUUUGUGCCUUAUGAACAUCUUCAUAUUUGCUAUUAUCAGAAAAAUCAAUUUCAAGAUGCAGCAAAUGCAAUUUUUACAUAUUUAACAAUUCAUCCAAAGCAUGAAAUGAGUAUAUCAAAUCUUCGUUAUUAUCUAACACUUCCAGAAGUUGAAGAAGCAAAAGUUAAAAAUUUAGAAAUUCAAAAAUUUGUUAAAUAUUAUAUGGAAGGUGUUAAAGCAUAUGAAGAUGAGCUCUAUGAGUUGGCAAUUGAAAAUUUUGAAAAAUCAUUAAUUAUUUAUAUGGAUUCUGAAAAUGAUUGUAGAAUAUAUUGUGAAGGACCAUUUGAUCAAGGCUGGCAUCCAGAAUUUACCUCAUCAGUUGCAAAUCAUUUUGCAUAUUGUUUAAAAUGCAAAAGAAGCUGUUCUUUAUGGCUGAAUAAUAUUAAUGGAGAUUAUCAAAAAGAUUUAUUAUCAAGUCACUACAAUUACCUGCAAUUUGCUUAUUAUAAAUUGGGUGAUAUAAAAAAUACAUGUCAAGCUGUUGAAAGUUACUUGUUGUUUUAUCCAGCUGAUGAAACAAUGAUUAAUAAUAAAAUGUUUUAUUCAAAAUUACCAAAAGUACAGAAAAAUUUAAAUUUUUUUAGACCACGUGAGGAAGCUGUUUAUUAUGUCAAACGUCAAGAGUAUGAGCUAAGACUUCUUAAAUAUAUUUCCGAUGAAUUUUCAUUAAUUGAUGCAAAAUUAUCAACAUCAAAAAAUAAAUCCGAUAAAAAAUCUAUAAAUAAUGAAAAAAAGGCAGUCAAUCAUCCACCACCUGGUCAUUCACCAUCAUCUCGACUUGUUGCUGCAACAGAUAAAUUUCUAGAGAAAAAAAAAAUUUCAAGACGGCAAUUCGAAAUUGAAAAACGAUUGAAUAAAACAAAAAUUAUUGCCAGAGAAAAUGAGCUUGGUGGAAAAUCAAGAUAUUUAGCUGAAGGAUUUUUAAUUGAUUCAGAGUGUGAUUCACUUGUUCAAUUAGCCAAGAUUGCUGCUGUUAAAGGUGAUGGCUAUGAAGACAAUAAAAGUCCUCAUUCAAAAAAUGAACUGUUUGAAGGUUUAACAUUAGGUCGUGCAGCACUGAUGGUUUAUUUUGGUCUAUUGGAGCCAAAAAAAUUACAACUAUUUCUUCAUUCAACUGAGACUGCUAGAGGUCAUGUAAAAAAAUUUUUUAAUCUUGAUCAAGAACUUUUCUUCACCUACACUCACUUGGUUUGCCGUUCAGCUUUGACUGAUUUAUCAGAGAGAGAUGAAGAUGUAUAUAGCCACGAUAUUCAUGCAGAUAAUUGUUUGGCAAUUGAUGAUAAUACUUGCUUACACGAGAGUCCAGCUUAUACAUGGCGUGAUUAUUCAGCAAUUAUUUAUCUGAAUGAUGAUUUUGAUGGUGGUGAAUUUGUAUUUUCAGCUGAUCCAAAAGCUCAAAAUAUUCAAAGUAUAAUUAAACCAAAAUGUGGAAGAAUGAUUGGCUUUACAGCUGAUGAAAAAAAUCUUCAUGGUGUUAAAGGCGUUGUAAAAGGAAAAAGAUGUGCAUUAGCAAUAUGGUUUACAUUGAACGAAAAAUAUUAUGAAACUGAAAGAAAACUUGCUGAAAUAAUUCUUGAAAGGGUCAUGUUAAAAGGACCAUUUAAGCCAAUUAAAAAUUUUAAAAUACCAUUAAAUUAUGAAAAAUUAUUAUUCAGUCGAUUUAAAGAAGAUGAAAUUUUAAAAUUAUUAAUCAACCUUUCAUAAAAACAUUUAUCAAUUAUUUCUUUUUAAUUUUCAAAUAUUUUUUUAUCAUUAUUUUUCUUUUCAAGUGCAGGACACUGAAAAUAAUCUACCUCAAAAGGUUGCUUGUAUAAUUUGUUUUUUAAAAAAAGUAUUUUUUCUUUUUAAAAAAA
This is a messenger RNA of Aphidius gifuensis, 2560 nucleotides long. Its product is annotated as prolyl 3-hydroxylase 2-like. Gene Ontology annotation, biological process: collagen metabolic process. Gene Ontology annotation, molecular function: oxidoreductase activity, acting on paired donors, with incorporation or reduction of molecular oxygen; L-ascorbic acid binding; protein binding. The coding region runs from base 168 to 2411 and encodes 747 amino acids. NCBI's taxonomy places the organism in Eukaryota, Metazoa, Arthropoda, Insecta, Hymenoptera, Braconidae. The record is from RefSeq and is a predicted model, not a curated record. The transcript is spliced from 10 exons.